UCACCUCUAUCUAAUAGAGUUGUGUGGAGUAGUAAUAAAAACCUUGCAUAGAAAAGGAGUGAAGUUGGUAAGUUUUUGGUCAGGCAUAAAUAUACAUCAACACCAUAAACAAAGCAUCGGAAUAGCCGGACAGAGCAGAGGAUCGAUCGGAAUAGGCGUACGAUUCUCAUAUAGGAGCAGUGGAGGUACCCUCUAGGCUCUAGCACUUACCCGCACCUCCCUCAAGUUCAUCCGUCGCCCUCAUGCUCCACGCACACAGCCACCGAGAGAAGCAGCGGCGGCUUCGGGACAAGAGAAGGAAGACAUUCAGAAGGCAGCCCAGUCCAGUGGUUUCGUUGGUUAGGUGAUCAGCUCCUCGGCAACAACUCCGAGAAAUCCCGCACCUUGUGGACGAUUUUUGUGUAAGAUUUCAGGUUUUUGCUUGGCUGGGUUCACCUGUGGGAUCAGGCCGGAGGAGAGGAGCCAUUCUUGAGCUCAGCUGCGCGGACCUGCUGGCUGCUGCAGUGGAGUGGCUCAGCAAUGAAUCGCAUCUGCUCCAAGAGGUAGAAGAAGCGCUUGUUGGCGAUUCCGCGUCGGCGGUGGUUUUAUUCUGCAAGAGCUAAUGCUCAGGAUGGAGAGCGUAGAUUCGCCCUCUCCGAGGUGCCAGGCUCAGCAUCAACAGAAUGCCGGCGAACCGAAGGAUUAUAACAGCACCAGUAAAACGCAGCCGCACAGCACUGAGAUUCCAUGCUCUUUGGUACAAGAGGUCCAACACCUGGAGAAGCGACUAAACGAUCAGUUUGCCAUGCGGCGUGCUCUAGAGAAAGCAUUAGGUCACAAGCCUUGUGCUAUCCAUUUAUCAAAAGACUGUUACCUUCCAAAGCCUACUGAGAAGCUCAUAAAGGAGAUUGCGGUACUGGAGCUAGAAGUCAUAUGCUUGGAGCAGCAUCUCCUGACACUCUACCGGCAGGCCUUUGACCAACAAUUAUGCAGCACGGUUUCUGCUUGUGACAUGGAGAGAAGAAACAGGCAAUCGACAAGGUCGUUUUCAGGCACACGCUCUGAAACUUCGGCGUACGAUUUCUCAACCCCAAAGAAGCACCGAUUGGUGCAGUCCAGCCGCAUGGUUCAGGCACGCAGGUCGACAACGGCAGCGCUUAAUACUGAACCUGACAUUUCACAGCACAAUGACAGCAAGACUGCUAUCGGGCGCAGCCAUUCCUCGCUCCUGCCGCGUUCCAUCUGCUCGGCUAGAGUAUCCCCUUCAGCGAACAAUCUCGCUAGAGCUCUUAAACCAUGUCAUACUUCGCCUCUAACGUUCGUCGAGGAGGGCAAGUGCAUGGAUUCCAGCAUUGUAAGCUUAGCAGAUAUCCUGGGUACCAGGAUUGCAGAUCAUGUUCCUCAAACUCCUAACAAGAUAUCCGAGGACAUGAUCAAAUGCAUUGCUGGCAUAUACAUCAGGCUCAGAGAUGUCAGCGUUGUGCAACGCGCCUUCUUCCCCUCACCGUGCUCGUCCUUUUCAUCGGCGAGUGGGAUCUCUUCCAAAUUUACUGGUGAUAUAUGGAGCCCCAGAUGCAGGAAAGAAAGCUUUAUCGAGGCAUGGCAGGACAGUUCAUUCAGUUCGGGUGAUUUGGGCCAGCAAUGUGAUUCUGUAAUUGAGGUAUCUGCUCUCUGCAAGGGGGCCCAGAGGUCUGCCGAUGUGAAAGACAUGUUGUGUAAAUACAAAUCACUUGUUCAGCUGCUAGAAACAGUUGAUCUCGGUGGAAUGAAGAACGAAGAAAAGCUCGCCUUCUGGAUCAAUGUGCACAAUGCCAUGAUGAUGCAUGCUCAUAUUGAAUAUGGGAUCCCGCAGAGUAACAGCAAGAGAAUGCUGCUUACUAAGGUAUCCUACAUCAUCAGUGGCCAGAGGGUAAACGCGGAGUUGAUAGAGUACCAGAUCUUGUGCUGCCGAGUGCACUCUUCCGGACAGUGGCUCAGGCUGCUCCUGUACCCGAGAUGGAAGCCCAGGGACAAGGACGAGCUGCAGGGGUUCGCCGUCGACCGGCCCGAGCCUCUGGUGCACUUCGCGCUGUCCUCCGGAAGCCACUCGGAUCCAGUGGUGCGGCUGUACAGCCCGAAGCGGCUGUUCCAGCAGCUGGAGGCGGCCAAGGAGGAGUUCAUCCGGGGCAACGUGGGCGUGCGCGGGUCGGGGCGCGGCAGGGUGAUCCUGCCCAAGGUGCUGGAGUCGUACGCGAGGGACGCCGGGCUGGCCGCGCAGGAGCUGCUGCGCGUGGUGGAGUCGUGCCUCCCGGAGGGCCUCCGGGCGGCGGUGCGGCAGCAAGGGAGGGCGCGCGUGGAGUGGAGGCCCCACAACAUGGCCUUCAGAUACGCGCUGGCGCGGGAGCUGGUAGCGGUGGGGUCCCCGGCCGGCGUGCAGGCGCGGCAGGCGGUGACGCCUUCGGCUGCAUGAUCCCAUGAACCAUGAUGAUGAUAUGGCGUGGUGCUUGGCAGCUUGCUCCGUGCAAGAGUCCAAGAGAUGCAGCGGGAGAUUCAGAUCUGCAGUCAUCUUCUGGGCGUGAUCCUGUUGGAUGUACAGGGAGAAGGGUGGGUACGGGGCAUACAGCAAGGCACAAGGACUGCAUGCGUGCGUGUCGACGUGUAUAUCUGUUGCGAUGUCAUUCGUCGAUACGCGCUCGCGCUCGCACGGAAAUGUAGAGUAAAAUACACACGCGGUCCUGGAACUCGUCGGCCCGCUCCAAAACAGUCCUGAAACUCGCGAAUCGCUCCAAAACAGUCCCCAUACACGUGAUUAGGGUACACGUACGGUCCUGUGUACGUUUCUUAUACGCCGGACGCGCCAGGUCAUCCUCGCGAGCAGGUCCAGCCGGACCGCCUAAAUCAGAUCGAGCCUGGGAUAGCCAAAUUUUCCCUCCACCCAAAAAUCCCUAACCCUUAAUCCCAAAUCCUCUCCUCUCGAUGGGCGGCGGCAGCGUGAGCGAGAGGUCCUUCUCCGGCGCCGGUGGCAGCCGUCGGCCCUCCCCUCACCCUCAGCAAGGUUGUGUGCCGCACUUACGGCUCAGCGGCUCGAGGUUGUGCACGGCAUGCACACACGGCGCCGGCGGCUCGAGGUUGUCCGCCGCACGCACACACGGCGCCGACGGCUAGGAGCAGCGCCUUGAGGUUGUGUGCGGCAAGCACGCACGGCGCCCGAGGACUGGAGACCGGGUGCGUGACCCUCGUGCACUGCGGGAAUGGGCGUGCUGGAGGGUCUCAGGCAUGUGCUUUGGGCGACGGCGGCUCUGAUGUGAUUGAAGAAUUUCUGUAGUUGAUCAUUCAGUUGUUGCCUUCUCAAAACUAGUACUUGAUGGUCUGCUGUGACACUGAAGAUCAGUGGUUGAUGUACAUAAAAAAUUCAGAAUAUUUGUUGUGGCACUCAAGAUUAGUACUAGUUGAUCGUUUGCCGGUGGCAAAUGUCUAUUUAUUUUCUGUGCUCUGUUGAUGAACCGGCAUGUCAUGCAAUGUAAUGUUAGCUUGAGCCGGAAUGCUAUGCAAUGUAAGGCUUAUGAAUAUUCUGAAUGGUAUGCAAUGUUAGUCUGUUUGGUA
Messenger RNA from Triticum aestivum (bread wheat), 3561 nucleotides. RefSeq lists its product as uncharacterized. The transcript is spliced from 12 exons. The coding region runs from base 602 to 2428 and encodes 608 amino acids. NCBI's taxonomy places the organism in Eukaryota, Viridiplantae, Streptophyta, Magnoliopsida, Poales, Poaceae. The record is from RefSeq and is a predicted model, not a curated record.